UCGGUCUGCCUCGUUCGCGCGUAUUACUUCUCUUUCGUGUUCAUUGCUCUCGCCCACUAGAUAGGUUUCUUUCUUCCACUCACAAUUCCUCCGGUCGCUGACUGUUAAAACAUCUCGUUUGCUUCGUGGAAGGGAUUGUACCUGUAACUAUGGUUGAAAAAUCUUCUAGUUCGUCAUCUAUUCUGGUUGAUCAGCCAGUCGUUCCAGGAGAUGUGGUUCUCGACCUCUCAAACAUGACCAACGAAACCAUCAAGCUUGGAGGCGGUCUUCGACAGGACCAUGAUGCUAUUUCUGUCGCCAAAGUUGGAAAAUUGAGGUUCUCAAAACCAAACAAAUAUUGGGUUGAAAGCUCGCAGAAAAGGUAUGUGCCAUGUGCAGAAGAUUGCGUACUUGGAAUCGUGGUUGACUCUAGAUCCGAUAAUUUUCUUGUUGACAUAAAAGGUCCUUCAUUGGCCUCUCUUCCUGUUCUUGCAUUUGAAGGAGGAACAAGACGAAACAUUCCCAAGUUUGAGAUGGGUGCCCUUCUUUAUGUGCGGGUGGUGAAGGUAAACCCUGGUAUGAAUCCCGAGCUGGCAUGCACUGAUGCUAGUGGGAAAGCAGCUGGAUUUGGCCUCCUAAAGGAUGGUUACAUCUUUGACUGUUCAACUGGCUUAUCAAGAAUGCUUCUAAGCUCGCCAACAUGUCCUGUUCUUGAAUCUCUUGGGAAGAAGCUUUCAUUCGAGACGGCAGUUGGUAUAAAUGGCCGAGUUUGGGUUAAUGCAGAUUCCCCGUCCACAACCAUUGUUGUUUCUAAUGCAAUAAUGAACUCAGAAACUCUGAGUGGGGUCCAACAGAGAAUCAUGGUGGACAAGCUCCUAAAUAAUUUAAAGCUAUCAAGUUAAGUCUUGUAAUCUUCAGGGUUAGAAUCUUUUGCUUGUUAAAUUACAUUUUUAGUGAUGUAUCAUUUAGCUAAUGGGUUUUAGGAAACCGUUGUUAAUCAAUUCUUUUCUCCUCUCCAACCAGAAUUGA
Molecule: messenger RNA, 1008 nt
Organism: Cucurbita pepo subsp. pepo (vegetable marrow)
Lineage: Eukaryota; Viridiplantae; Streptophyta; Magnoliopsida; Cucurbitales; Cucurbitaceae
Biological process (GO): exonucleolytic trimming to generate mature 3'-end of 5.8S rRNA from tricistronic rRNA transcript (SSU-rRNA, 5.8S rRNA, LSU-rRNA); TRAMP-dependent tRNA surveillance pathway; CUT catabolic process
Cellular component (GO): cytoplasmic exosome (RNase complex); nuclear exosome (RNase complex)
Molecular function (GO): RNA binding
Source: RefSeq, a predicted model, not a curated record